GAGAACUGAAGUUUGCCCGGUUCCCGUUUCUUGUAGCAAGUUUCUUAUAAAAUUGAGUGCAGACAACUAGUAAUCCUUGUAAAAAAUGAGUGUAUUUCAGCUGACAAUGAGCUUUUAAACAGACCUGUGUUCAAAAAAGUAAAUGGCGGUACGGUUCUGAGAGAGCAAAAAUUGUUCAACGGUGUGUUGAAAGAUGCUAAACAUUUACUAAUGAAUCUUGUUUAGUUAUGAAAGGGGAAAUCUUAAAAACAAUCAGUGUGUUGUGAAUCAACACCGCAGGCUUUUGUACUGCCUCAGUUUCGGAGGCAAUGAAGCGGCAAAAUUGAGCAAGCAACGGAACACUCUCUUCAUCAUUUGAAAGCCAAGGCGAAAUCAAGACCCUCUGGUAAUGUUGUGUUGAGGCCGACCCGACUAGCGAACAGAUGUCACUGGUAUUGCAACGGUUGUUAAGAGAUCAUUUCAAAUGAAAGGAGUUUUCGACAAGAUAAUUUUCCUUCAUCUGAAAGGCUAACCACUUUCUUGAAGGUCUCAGCUAUAAACACAAGACACAGCGGAUUUAAGAGAGAAAACACGAGGAAUAAUAUUGGCGAAUAGCGAUAUGUUUAUUGACUUCAAGAAAACGCAUAAAUUUUGGGUGAUCGCCGGGCUCGUGUCCUUUAUUACAUAUUUCACGAUACAGCAGAUCUCUCAUGAAAGGCAAACUGGCCAUCGCUAUGGGGAUGUUAUGCCAUAUCUGAUGAAGCAGUUGCAUGCAAACAUUACAUCGUUAAAAUAUUGGAAAAUAACAUCUUCUACAUGGCAGUUUGUUAUUACCUAUCAAUGGCUCUGGAUGUUGUACAGCCUCACCACAUUAUUCAGAAUUAACUCUUUAAAUAUUCUGCCACCACACUUUUACGCGUCGUGGUGCUUAUCGUGUUGUUUUGAAAUUGGCUAUUUAUUCCUCGCUGCCCACAGACAAACGCUCUGGGCGUGGAUUUUUACGUGUUCAAGUGGUAUAUGCCGCAGCGGAUGCCUUUUCUUUGCAUUUUAUUCGUUAUUCGAGUUCCUAGCAGCACAUUCUGGCAAACACAAGAAACCAAACAAAUUUGAUGUUUGCUGUCAGCGCAUUUUGAUUCAAAAUGGCCUAAUUUGCUACCAGACAUGGAGCAUAAUCUCGGUUUGCUUCAACUUCGCACCAAAUCUCCAACGUAUGUUUGACGUCAGUCAGCAUGCUGCUUACAGCUUUUCACUACUUAUUCUGGCUGUAAUUAUUGUUGUUUGGUUUGUGGCGCAGAAUUUCUACGUGGAGAAAUACGCGAGAUACACGUGCUCAGAGUAUGUUACCAUGGUUAUAAUUUUUGGCCUCAUAUUUAAUGAGUGCAGAGCAAAUGUCGAUGGAACGUAUGCAUUUGUACUUCUGCUUCUCUGUUUCUCUCUCUUACUGCUGCUAUUCCGAGUGUCUUUGAUUGUAUUCAAUGAACGGGGACGCAUUUAUGCCAGCGACGAAGAGCUGGAGUUUAUGGUGUAGACCACGUCAAUUAACCCAUCAAACGGCAGCAUACAGAAAAGCUGUGGCAAAUUAAAGUUAUUACCGUGCUAAACAUUUUUAGCUUUCAAUAUGUUAUUUACAAGGAGAGAAGCUAUACAUUAUUGAUCUUUUGUUUUUAAACAAUCACGUUACUCGAAUUAUGGUUGAUACCUUUUCUUCCAAAUACUUGCUGUAAUUACAGGGGAGAUACCAGCAAUUCUAGAGAAGAAUUGAAGUGAGAUUUUAAUUUAGAAGCUAAUUUCCUUUCGGUACAUUUAAAUUUGUUAUACUUGUUUCAAAAGGUGUGAUCAGUGCUGAGCAGAGGGGGGUCAUAGGAGGGGUAAGAAACUUGGAUUUUCCGACAAAAUUCUAGCAAUCGUUAAUAUUUUUCAUAGAUUUUAACAUAACAUAACGACAUCGGAACAGAAAUAAAUAAAUAUUUUGAUAUAUUCAGAUAUAUUCUUAUGUUUAAAUUCUUUAAAUUUAACUUUAAAUUCUUUUCUAUUAAAACAUGGCAAUUAGAAAAAAAUGGACAACCUUGUUAAAUUUCCAACAAAGACCAGAGGUUUUCCUACAAAACAGCAGUUUAGCUCUACAGGGGGGUCUUUGCCCCCUUUGUCCCCCUGUUUAGCCACCAUAGCAAUUUUAGCAACCAAAAUAGCCACCCGAGUAGUUUAAGCAACCAAAAUGGCCACCAGGGCAAUUUAAGCAACCAUCAUUUUCGAAACUUUCCGGGGAAGCAUUUCCCAUACCCCUCGAAACAUCUGCCUUAGGCAUGUUUUACUAUUCAUCUUUCGCCUUGACCCGGCGAAAUGGCCCAUAUAACUACAAAUAUGAUUCAUGUUUAUAAUAGCUAUUUAUAGGGGCAUUUUGUAUAUGGCAGUUCGGCUAUGGCCAAAUUUGAGUAAUCAAGAUCCCUUAGCAAUUCUUUAACUUUUCCCCUCGUGUUCCUUUUGAUUGGAUAUGAAAAAUUAAAUAAAGAGUCAUAAAAUUGUAAGAAGAUAAGGUGAGAUUAAUAUUUGACAAAAUUGACAAUAAAUAUUGUUGGCACUUUCUGCACAUGUAAAGGAUAAGUGAGAUGCAAUAAAAGUAGUUCUUGAGUAGUAGCUCCUAUUGCACACGGGUAUACACCAGCUAUAGUAGCUCCAUUUUACUAUAGCUGGUGUAUACCCGUGUGCUUUCCAUUGCUUAAAAAUGAAGUAAAGUUGGUGCGUUCAAAGAUUUUUCAUAUUUUUUUAGCAGUUCUCCAUCAAGUAUUAAAAAUUCCUUAAGCUUUUGCCUAGCCGAGUGCCAACUCUCGUAUAAAGUACUUCCGUAUAAAAAUUGCAUGUAGCAUAAAUCUUUGCGUCGUCAGAUAUUGUUGCUACGUUGAAUCAAAUCUGAAUCAAAGGGUUUCAUAAUCUUUUUCCGUCAAAAGACAUGUUUCUUCCUUCAUGAAAACACGAUUUGGCCUUAUUUGAAAAUGAAGGAAUCACUGUAAAUUGUUCAUUUAUGCUUGCUUACUUCUAUUUUAUCGGUCAUAGUUCAAGUAAUUUUGUAUAUCCAGGAGAUAUUUGCAAGAAAUUUUAUAAUUGCAAUCCUUAACAAUUAAUGUAAAAAUCAGUAUGAGUAAUCGUGUAUUUUAUUAAUUUAAAAUGAGGAGUAAUUGCAUGCUUAGGUUUGUAUCCAAAUCGCUAGUUUUUGCUAUUAUACAAUGAUGAAGUUGAAAAUAGUCUUUGAAGCGUGAAGAAAAUUUUCAAAAUGGCGCAAAGAAAAAACACAUGAAAAACAUAAUGUUUUGUUUUCACCUUUCCUUCUCUAUCUUGUAUGUAUGUUAUCAACAUUUUUAUUUCUAUUUUUUCUGAAAAAAGAAAAACUGUCGACUCAAAAUCGAAAACAGGAACAAAAGUCUCCCUACAAAGCAUUGCUAGUAAUUUGAAAUUAAACUUUUGUAAUAUUUAUAGACGCUUGUCGUUCUGUUAGCCAUUUACACAAUCUUGACGUAUUUCAAUUAUUUAUAUUUAAUUUAUUUUUAGAGAUGAUUUUGCAAAAGAAUGUGUCAUCAAUUUUGCCUUA
Molecule: messenger RNA, 3562 nt
Organism: Rhopilema esculentum
Lineage: Eukaryota; Metazoa; Cnidaria; Scyphozoa; Rhizostomeae; Rhizostomatidae
Source: RefSeq, a predicted model, not a curated record